This is a messenger RNA of Pochonia chlamydosporia 170, 801 nucleotides long. Its product is annotated as GRF zinc finger domain-containing protein. Bases 1 to 801 code for a protein of 266 amino acids. The transcript has a single exon. Gene Ontology annotation, biological process: riboflavin biosynthetic process. Lineage: Eukaryota; Fungi; Ascomycota; Sordariomycetes; Hypocreales; Clavicipitaceae. Gene Ontology annotation, molecular function: 5-amino-6-(5-phosphoribosylamino)uracil reductase activity. The record is from RefSeq and is a predicted model, not a curated record.
AUGUCAGAAAAACUCACCUUCUCCGCUUCCGCAGCGGCAUCCCUCGAGCCGCAUCUCCCCCCAGGAGAAGCCCAGCCAUCAAAGCAGCCCUUCGUAACGCUCACAUUCGCAACAUCUCUCGAUUCGUCUCUUUCCCUCGCCCCAGGCGUCCGAACACACCUCUCCGGACCGGGUUCCAAGGCCAUGACCCACUACCUCCGGUCCCGACACGCCGCCAUCCUCGUCGGCGUUUCGACCGUCCUCGCCGACAACCCAGGUCUAAACUGCCGCAUUGCAGACUCAACAAGUCAGCCGCGCCCGAUAGUCAUUGACCCGCAUCUACGGUGGAAACCUCGUUCAACCGAUAAAGUAUUUGAUAUUUGCCGCUCUGGCGAUGGCCUCGCACCGUUUAUUGUGACCGGCCUUUCAAAGGACCAUAUACCCAAGGAACAGCAAGAAUUAUUGCAGCAUCAUGGCGGGAAAUACAUUCACAUUCCGUCAACAAAGUCCGACAAUGAUAGAAUGCGCUUUGACUGGGAUAUUGUCUUCCAAGUCCUUCUGGCUGAAGGUUUGACGAGCGUCAUGGUGGAAGGAGGUGGCCAAAUCAUCAACUCAUUACUACACCCUACCUACCACAAACUCAUCGAUUCUGUCAUUGUGACUAUUGCGCCUACCUGGCUCGGAAAAGGGGGCGUGGUCGUCUCCCCAGACAGAGUGUGCGAUGCUCAGGGAACGCCCCAAGCCGCGGCAAGAUUGUCUCAGGUAUCAUGGCACCCCUUUGGAGAAGAUGUAGUUCUGUGUGGGAAAUUACAUUCCCGAUAA